CACCGUCUUCCCCAGAUAAUCAACAUCUGAGCAACAAGCUCCUUGAGCAAUUUCAGAUGGCCAUGGAGACCUACAAGGUGUGGGCAGGAGGCAACGAGUGGGUAGGGAGAGCGGGGUUAAUCGAUGUCGAGGAUCCAGCAACGGGAGAGAUAUUCGCAAAAUGCUGGACUGCCUCCGCGGAAGAUGUCGACCAAGUCGUGGAACUCGCCAACGCUGCAUUCAAGUCAGGCGUUUGGUCAAAAGCACCACGACAUAUUCGAGCUGAUGUAUUGGAAAAGAUUGCCGAGCUUUUGACCAAGAAUUUGCCAAGACUCAUCGAGCUCGAGGUCCGCCAGACAGGAAGAGCGAUCCGGGAAAUGAACGCGCAGGUCCCGUCUCUCGUCAAAUGGUUCAAGUAUUACGCAGCAAUUAUCAGGACCGAGGAACGCUCCGUUCUUCCGACGAUGGGGUCGCUCCAUAACUGGAUCGAUCGAAAACCGCUCGGCGUUGUGGCCCAGAUCACUCCCUUCAACCAUCCGCUUCUCAUUGCGGUCAAAAAGAUCGCUCCUGCUCUAGCGGCGGGCAACUCAAUCGUCUUGAAGCCUUCGGAACUUACUCCUCUGACAUCCAUUGAGCUAGGGAAGCUCAUGAAGGAAGCCGGAUUACCCGAUGGUGUCUUCAACGUCCUGCCUGGCGGCGGCCCAACCACAGGAAAAGCUCUCGUCGCGCAUCCGCUCAUCAAGAAAGUUGAUGUGACUGGAGGCACUCCUGCGGGCCGCGCGAUUGGCGCAAUCGCAGGCCAAAACCUGGCUAAAUUUACAGCCGAGCUUGGAGGCAAAGCACCAUUGAUAGUCUUUGCAAGCGCCGAUAUCGAUCUCGCGGUGAACGGAAUCGCGUUUGGCUCCUUCAUCGCAUCCGGCCAAACAUGUGUUGCGGCGACACGCAUCAUUGUUCACAACAGCAUCCUCCCUGAGGUCGUCGAAAAGCUAAAAGCGAAGGCUGAGUCGAUCACUCGUAGGAUGGGAUCUCCGAAGAAUGUAGAGUCGAUGAUGGGACCGUUGAUCUCCGCGAGGCAGCUUGGGAACGUGAUGACACUCGUUGACGAUGCUAUCAAUUCUGGUAUUCGUGUCGCCACAGGCGGCCGACGAUUGACGGCCAAAUCCGAUCUGGAUGGGACCGAUUUUUCGAAAGGCUACUACUACCCGCCCACGGUUCUCUACGAGACGGCUCGAAAGGUCAGUGAAAUGCGGAUCUGGAGGGAAGAGGCAUUUGGCCCAGUUAUCGUGGUCGUCGGCUUUGAGUUCGAGGAUGAGGCAAUUGCACUAGCGAAUGAUUGCGAAUUUGGUCUUGGUGCCGCUAUCUGGACCCAAGACUUGUCCGAGGCAUUCAGAGCGUCAGAGGAGAUUGAGUCAGGUAUUUGCUGGGUUAAUACACAUCACCGCAACGACCCAAGCAGUCCAUGGGGUGGUAUCAAGAGCUCUGGUGUUGGUAGCGAGAAUGGAAUAGACGCUUAUCACGCGUACACGACGACGAAAAGCACCAUCAUAAAUUAUGCGACAACACGGCAGGGCCUCCAAAACGACGACUGGUUUAGGGAAGGGGCAGGUGAAGUUAGAUACGGCUAAUGAUAUAAGAUGGAAUAGAAGUCAAGGAAUUUCUGACGCUAAAACACUAAGAAAGCUCCAGUUCUACGACUCAUGCAUCUCCUUGGCGGUAUGUAGACCAUCUCCUUAUAGUUCCACCCGGACCAAGCUCCGCUAUCUUUCUGAACUUCCCCGAGAUACAUUCCCUCACUCUCUCCACGCCCGUCUCAUAAUCCGCCGCGUACCACCACCCCUGUCUAUCAAUGAAAUCAGCCCCCGACGAGAUCAUGAGAGGAGUGUCUGUUUUUGCUUCAAAAUAUUUGAACGACUCCAAAUUAACCAGCUGCGCCAAUUCGCUAGAUAUACGAGCGCGGUCAAGCAGAAAUCGUGCCGUGUCUCUAUGUUCACUGUCCGGGGUUCUUUCGCCCCAUUUGCAAGAUUCGCAGCAGUUGCUUGUCUCUGAGAGGGGUCGAAUAUGCAGCCGCUUCAUCGAGUUUGAAUCAAAUGCGAAAAAGUUGCAGGAGUUCCCGGUAU
Mytilinidion resinicola is the source of this 2096-nucleotide messenger RNA. RefSeq names its product aldehyde dehydrogenase-like protein. The record is from RefSeq and is a predicted model, not a curated record. NCBI's taxonomy places the organism in Eukaryota, Fungi, Ascomycota, Dothideomycetes, Mytilinidiales, Mytilinidiaceae. Gene Ontology annotation, molecular function: aldehyde dehydrogenase (NAD+) activity. The transcript has 5 exons. Bases 57 to 1604 code for a protein of 515 amino acids.